CAGAUGAAUCAAUAUUUAGUUUUGGUGAGUCAACAUUAAUGAUCGCUGUUAUAGUGACAAAUACACUCUUUUUAGAGAAUCAUAUCUUUGAUUCUUAUUGAAAAGAAAACUAAAAAGCAUUACUGCAUAAAUAUCACUUUCGCAUUCAUAAUACAGUCGAAAUAAGAGCAUCUUAUUCGGCCUGAGAUUAACGUUGCAACGUCAAAUCGAAACAGCGUAUCGAUUUCAACUGAACCAGAAAGAUAACCUUCAAUCUAUCGCUUCUCUUUUGAGUUAUCAUGAAAUUCAAUUGUCAUAAACUGAAAAGAAGUCUUAUCACGUUAUGCCCACACGAUCCUACACACUAUAACGCCCGCGAUCCGUUUGCGAAAAUACAAAGUGCAAAAAGCGGAGAAAUUUGUAAGCGUUCACGUAGAUAAUGCGAAGUGUCUUCUUUUUUUUUCCCGCGUUCGGUGAAGAUCUUAGCCAUUCGAAACCAUUGCCAUAAAUUUCCCCACAGCUAACAGGAGCGCAAUGACGUUCUCCGAAACAACGGCAUACGUGGUUGCUUUUGGAAGGGCCCUCGACGAUAUCUGUACGAAUAUAUAGGUACCCUGCUAGCCUGCUCAACACUUCUUCUAUGUAUUCUGUACAUGUUAGCCGUCAAUUGGAAUUCAGUCACGUGACUUUAUCCGCCAUUCAUCACCGCACACACAUACACUAGUCUUUUAUACUGCGUGUCUUUUACGUAUGCGCCGGCUGUGGUGAAACGAGCUACGAGAUCGAAAAUCAACCUGCAAACCCUCCGAAUUUCGCUGAUAUAUUUUGCUUCCGGAAGAGUGCCGCCUGGGAAAUAUAGCCAUCAUGCAUCGCAAAACGCGAUUGAAGAUAACCGAUCUAAAUCAGCACCUAACAUGUACGCUGUGCAAAGGAUAUAUCGUGGAUGCAACAAGCAUCAUGGAAUGUUUACAUUCAUUUUGUCGGAGUUGCAUUGUUCGAUAUCUUCAUACCAGUAAGCAAUGUCCGGUAUGUGACACACAAGUCCACAAGACCAGACCGCUACUCAACAUCAGAUCUGACAAAACGUUGCAGAAUCUUGUCUAUAAACUGGUUCCCAGCAUGUUCAAAGGAGAAAUGAAAAGGAGGAGAGAAUUUUACAAGUCACACCCAGAAGCCAGUACUAGUCUCGCACAGAAUGUUUCAAGGGAAGAACUUGGAGAAAUGGACGAACAAGAGCUCAUUAUUUACACCGACGAUGAACAUCUCAGUCUCUCCCUCGAGUACUAUCAACAGAACAUUCACAUACCAAAACCUAAACCAGCCGCUGCCUUACCGCGUUCAGUCGGUAAUGGGGACAAUGCGUCAACCAGCAGUAGCAGCGGUAGCAGCAGCAGCAGCAGUAGUGAUACAAGCAGUGAGAGUGGUGGAAGUAAUCCCGACGUUGCCAGUGGUACUACCGCGGUUGCAGGUGGGAGCGCAACGGGAAGCAGUAAAGGAAAUACCUCAGCGGCGGCACCAACGGCAGGAGACACGCAAGCGGUUGUGACCGCUGCGGUUACCGCAGCACUGAAGGCUGCGGCGAGCGGUGCGAAGUCGAGUGCUAACGCUAAGACGACGGAGGAGAAACGGGGCGGUCAGGCAGAUGCAGCUGAACGAUCGGCGCAGGAAAGAUUAAAAGGAAAGUCGAAUGGAGCGUCGACCUUAAAGAGUACCAGUGGUCCAAUUAACGGCAAGACGAGAGCAAAUGGUGAUGCAAACGGGUUGUCAGAUGAGAUUGUUGAUAAACGGUACUUAAGAUGCCCUGCAGCUGUCUCCAUAGGUCAUAUCAAGAAGUUUAUCCGGCACAAGUUUGGAUUAUCACUGGCUUACCAGAUUGAAGUCAUGUACAGAGGAAGCGAAGAUGAACUGCUACCCGACGAAUACACCUUGAUGGACGUUGCUUAUAUUUACACAUGGGGACGGGUUGGACCGAUGCCUCUUGUCUACCGUGUUUACCAACCACUUGCCAAACCACUGAAAAGAACCCUCACUGAUAAAAACGCGUCUAUCAUUCCUGAGAAAAUACCAAAGAAAACAGACACUUCUCAAAACCAGCAGAAAAUUCUCCCAACAGCUGCGUCGAAACCGAAAGACACUUCGCCGAACCAAGGUUCGCAGGAAAACACGUCUCCCGCAACGACACCGGGUGUGCAACCGGAAACAGUGAAAUCGAAUAGUGCGUUGAACGUACCGGCGUUGCCCGGGUCUGUCGUUGCAGCGAACAGGUCAUAGCGACGGAUUAUACAACUCCCAUGCAUUUCGGUCAUUGGUGUAAGUCGGACAGCUGUAGGACUCCCAGUUGUUUGAUCGCAAUCUUUCAGAAAUUCUUGCGGACAUCGGAAUAGGAACGCAAGGAGUGGAGUAUAUUGGCACACGUGCUGUGUAAGAUUUUGCAAGACUGUGUGACUUCGAAUCAUGUAGGGCGAUGUUUUCAGGGGUUCUCGAGCAAAGCCACAUCUGGCGGGCGUUUCAUGACAGGACUGUUUACCAUACUGGUACCAUAGUAGCGGUGUAACAGAUAUGUGUGCUUCUCAUCAGAAACGAAAGAGGUUGCCAGAUAUGACAACUGAAACGCAGAUUUUCCAGGCAACUCGUCAAUGUCUUCAGCACUGCUCCUGUCAUCUGUUCAUCGUGAAGACAGUUGCGAAUUCCGUUUGAUGUGUAUUAAGUCGGUUCUUGCUCGAAUUGUCCACCUACUUCACGACAGCAUAUUCAAAUCUAACGCAACUCCAAAAAAUUCAAACUCAUAACGAUUCGGAACAUGGCGCUGGAUUUAUAGGCUUUGUUUAAACGUUUAAACGCAACUUUUUACUGCAAUGGGCCGAGAAUUAGGUAGGCUGGCCAUAUCCCAGUUCCAUCAGUUUACCAACGCCUUCGACACCAACACCCAAUGUAGCAAUCCAAUGAUCAGGAAUCAGGUUGUGUUUUAUCACAGACUUGGAGUCGAUGUUUGGUGUGC
Molecule: messenger RNA, 2977 nt
Organism: Lytechinus variegatus (green sea urchin)
Lineage: Eukaryota; Metazoa; Echinodermata; Echinoidea; Temnopleuroida; Toxopneustidae
Product: polycomb complex protein BMI-1-A-like
Exons: 9
Coding region: 844-2250 (468 amino acids)
Biological process (GO): negative regulation of transcription by RNA polymerase II
Cellular component (GO): PRC1 complex
Molecular function (GO): promoter-specific chromatin binding
Source: RefSeq, a predicted model, not a curated record